Molecule: messenger RNA, 2590 nt
Organism: Nematolebias whitei (Rio pearlfish)
Lineage: Eukaryota; Metazoa; Chordata; Actinopteri; Cyprinodontiformes; Rivulidae
Gene: enpp1
Product: ectonucleotide pyrophosphatase/phosphodiesterase 1
Exons: 23
Coding region: 45-2465 (806 amino acids)
Biological process (GO): nucleoside triphosphate catabolic process; negative regulation of fat cell differentiation; ATP metabolic process
Cellular component (GO): cell surface
Molecular function (GO): phosphodiesterase I activity; dinucleotide phosphatase activity; metal ion binding
Source: RefSeq, a predicted model, not a curated record
GCUCAGUCUUCCUGCAGGAGGUUUGUGCGCUCAGCAGCAGCAGCAUGGAGGGAACCAAAGGAGAGGAGCGCUCAGCUGAACAGGCAGCCUCUUUAUUUGGGACAUCAGAGAUGGAGAGUCAGAAGAGCGCAGCAGAAAGGAGAAAGAAGCGGAUUAACAUCUGUAAAAUCACAGCUGGGAUCCUGCUGCUGAUCUUACUGAUCGCCCUGCUGGCUGUAGUGAUUUCACUGAGAAGGAGCGAUAAGGACGCGGGAGGGGACCCCUGGCUGGUUGAGGCCUUCGAGGAAAUUCAGCAGAAACAGUGUCCACCUGGUUUUUCAAGGUCCCCUCUCAUCCUGGUCUCAAUGGACGGUUUCCGCGCAGAAUAUCUAAAGGAUCACAAAAACCACCUUCCUGUCAUCAACAAGAUACGACAAGCCGGAACAACGACACCAUACAUCAGGCCUGUUUAUCCCACAAAGACAUUCCCCAACCACUACAGCAUUGUGACUGGCCUUUACCCCGAGUCUCAUGGGAUUGUAGACAACAAGAUGUACGACGUGACCCGAAACACCUUUUUCAGCCUAAAAACUGAAGAGAAAUUCAACCCGCAGUGGUACCAGGGAGAACCAAUCUGGAUUACUGCCAUGCAACAAAAACUAAAGACAGCGACUUUCUUCUGGCCAGGUUCUGACGUCCCCAUCAAUGGCACCCACCCAAAUUUCUACAAGAAGUAUGAUCGGGGUGUCACGUUUGAGACCAGAGUGUCGACUCUGUUCGAGUGGCUCAGUUUACCUGAAAACGAAAGACCUGACUUUUAUACUUUGUACCUGGAAGAACCUGACACUUCAGGACAUAGACACGGCCCAAACAGUCCAGAGGUGAUUUCAGCUUUGGAGAAAGUCGACAAAAUUCUGAGGAUGAUCCUGAGCGGCCUCAAAACAAGAGACCUCCACCGAUGUGUCAACAUUAUGAUUGUAUCUGACCACGGGAUGGAAGAGGCUUCCUGCCAACGAGCAGAGUUUGUGUCAAAUUACCAGGAACACCUGUCUGACUUCACCAUCAUCCAAGGCCCUGCUGCUCGCAUCCGACCGAAGCGCCUCCCAGAUGAAUACUUCUCUUUCGACUACGAGGGCCUGGUUAAGAACCUGUCGUGCAGGAAGGACGACCAGGCGAUGAGGCCCUACCUCAAAGAAAACCUCCCCAAAAGGAUGCAUUUCGCUAACAACAAACGCAUAGAGCGAGGCCACCUGUACAUGAAGUCGGGCUGGCAGGCGGCGCUGAACCAAGAGGAAGUGAAAUAUUGCAGCGGUGGAUUCCACGGCUCAGAUAACCUCUUCACCAACAUGCAGGCUAUUUUUAUUGGCUAUGGUCCAUCAUUUAAGACGAGCACAGUCGUGCCCCCGUUUGAAAACAUUGAACUGUAUAACCUCAUGUGUGAUCUUCUUGGGGUUCGUCCGUCUCCAAACAACGGGACCCAUGGCAGUCUGAACCAUCUCCUGAAGCAUCCGGUCUACUCACCGGUGCACCCGGCGCAGCUCUCCCAUGACUCCCACUGUGAGGCCUCAGCCUCCAUCCCAACUUACAGCCUGCAGUGCAACUGCUCAUCUCAAAGCCCUGAAAUGGAAGCAGCUAUGGACACAAAAUUUCUGGCAGCUAAUUUUGACAAAAGUGUUUUACAUCGCCUCCACCAUCCUUUCGGAGCACCUCAGGUGGUCCAGUCGGACGCCAGCUUUUGUCUGCUCUACCACUCCGACUACCUGAGCGGAUACAGCAAAGACCGCCUCAUGCCGCUCUGGGUGUCGUACACCAUCCAGCCUCUGCUCAGCCUCAGAGACUCAAGUCCAGACCAGUGUGUUCGUGCUGACGUCCGCAUCGCCUCCUCUGCCAGCCAGCUGUGUCCGCGCUACAGAGGCAACCCGGAUCUGACCUUUGGCCUUCUGCACCCGCCCUAUCUGAACGCCAGCGGUCCAGAAUCUGACUCUCUCAUCGGCACCAACAUGGCACCGAUGUUCCCCGCAUUCAGAAAGGUCUGGAACCAUAUCCAUCGCGACGUUCUUCUAAGAUUUUCACAGGGGCUGAAUGGAGUCAACAUCAUCAGUGGGCCGGUUUUUGAUAAAGAUUUUGAUGGGAAAGUUGAUCCACUCACCAAAGUUUCAGCGAAUGAAGCUCCCGUGCCGACACAUUUCUUCCUGAUCCUGACCAGCUGCCACAACCGGACAUUCAGCCCCGUCAACUGUGCGGGCCCGCUUCAGGCCAUCUCCUACAUCUUGCCCCACAGGCCAGACUACUCGGAGGUUUGCGCUGACGAGUCGGACUUGGCGUUCGUGGACGAGUGGAUGAGUUUUCACACCGCUCGGGUUCGAGACGUUGAGAUUUUAACGGGUCUCAGCUUCUACCACAGCAGGAUAUCGGUGGACGAGACGCUACAGCUCAAGACAUUUCUACAGACCAGUCACUCGUACAAAAACCCCACGUUCGAUUAACGCCUGUCACAUGUGAACACGUGUUGUUUGGCACAUGUGAAGUUCAUAGGAUUUUUUUCUAUCACCAAAGACGUUAUUUUUUUAUACAGCUUUGAUGCCUAUAAAAAGAGCCAUCCUGCUCUGUA